Molecule: messenger RNA, 1562 nt
Organism: Thalassophryne amazonica
Lineage: Eukaryota; Metazoa; Chordata; Actinopteri; Batrachoidiformes; Batrachoididae
Product: stromal membrane-associated protein 1-like
Exons: 11
Coding region: 276-1556 (426 amino acids)
Biological process (GO): regulation of clathrin-dependent endocytosis
Molecular function (GO): metal ion binding; GTPase activator activity
Source: RefSeq, a predicted model, not a curated record
CAAAUACAUAAAUCAGUAAAUGUUGAGGACAUAACACAGUAAAGCAGACCCAAGAACAUCACAAAUACGCCCUUGAGUAGUGUUACAAAUUCCGAUAGUCGUGAAUGCAGCAGAGCGAUGUUGCCUUUGCGCUCUGUUCGUGAGUCGGAACGUUCGGUUGCAGCACGGAGCAGGUGCUGACGGUCAAGUCCAGUUAUUUUUGACGCAAACUGAGGACUUGGUGGGUUUCUUUAUCGGCGCUACCCAAACAGGAUUAACUUGUGAAAUUCAACGAUAUGACGACGCGGUAUGAGAGAGAAAAAGCCCAGAAACUGAAUGCGCAGCAUCAGGCCAUUCUCAGCAAACUGCUGAGAGAAGAAGAUAACAAGUACUGUGCCGACUGUGAGGCUAAAGGGCCUCGGUGGGCAUCAUCGAACCUUGGAGUGUUCAUGUGUAUCCGAUGUGCUGGCAUCCACCGCAACCUGGGUGUUCACAUCUCCAGAGUCAAAUCUGUCAAUCUGGACCAGUGGACUCCUGAGCAGAUUCAAAGUAUGGUGGACAUGGGCAACACCAGAGCUAGACAGCUGUAUGAAGCGCACCUUCCCGAAAACUUCAGACGGCCACAGACAGACCAAGCAGUGGAGGUCUUCAUCCGAGACAAAUACGAGAGGAAAAAGUACUACGACAAGGAGGCCUUUGCUAUAGUUUCAAAGAAGCCAUCUGAAGCGGCUCCUCCCUCUUCCUCACCGUCCUCCAAGGCUGACAGGAAAAGACAGGAGAAGGAACGAGAAAAGAAAAACGAGGAGAAGAAAAGAGAGAAAGACAUCGAUAAAGCAGAGCGACACGACAACACAAAGCAUGGCGAUUGCAGAGCCAGUCCCAAGAAGAUCACAGAGCCAGCUGCAGACCUGCUCGGCCUUGAUGCUACAGAGAGCAGCCACAAAGGUUCAAGCAAGGCAGCAGGAAUCAGCAAUGAACUGGACAUAUUUGGACCAAUGAUCUCUAAUCCUCUUCCAUCAUCCAAUACACAGUCUGCUCAGACUGGUUCCAGCACAGUACCUCAGCAGCCAGACCCUGUCACAGCCUCCUCUUCCUCCUCCUCUAACUCCGCUGUGACCACCACAAAGGCGGAGGAGAAGAAGCUGUUAUCUAAGGACUCCAUCCUGUCUCUGUAUGCCAGCAGCUCAGUGGGCAGCCAGCCGCAGAGCCAGCAACAGCCUGCUGCAGGACAAGGUAUGUACAUGGGCCAGUCUCAGAUGCAGUUCCCUCCAGCCAUUGGUGGAGCCAUUGUACCCACUGACAUGAUGAGUGGGGGGCCUGUGAUGUCUGGCAUGGCUUUGCCCAAUGGUAGCUACCUGGGCAUACAGCAGGGUGUAACACCCCCCAGCCAAAAUCAGAACAUAUACACCAUGCAGUCGCCACAGCAGCCAGGCCAGUGGAACAUCAGUCAGAUGACCCAGCAGAUGUCAGGCAUGACUGCGGGCAGUGGGGGGCCAACGUCAGGUGCUUUUAGCCAGUUGGGCGCUGCUAUGGCACCAGCAUCUGGCCAGACCCUCAGUACUCAGCUGUGGAAGUGAAGGGGG